Molecule: messenger RNA, 492 nt
Organism: Pisolithus orientalis
Lineage: Eukaryota; Fungi; Basidiomycota; Agaricomycetes; Boletales; Pisolithaceae
Exons: 1
Coding region: 1-273 (90 amino acids)
Source: RefSeq, a predicted model, not a curated record
AUGCGCCUCGCUCUGCUUUCCCUGCUCGUUGCACCUCUCCUCACUGUCGUCGCCGGUGCUGCGACCAAUACAGCAAAUUACGGUCUCAGUAAACUUGCAAAGAGGCAAGACGAAACGUGCAAAGCGGCAGGGGAACAUUGUUGCAUUGAAGCGGAAUGUAUGCAAUGCUGUGAGGGUACAUGCGUACCUAAGGAUAGCAGCGGUACUGGUUCGGACGCAAUCGUUGGGGAGUGUCCUGUAAGUCUAUCAGUCACGCAAAGUGUAUUGCAUUGAGCUUACAGCGUGCUGCUUUAAUGAUAGUCCCAGAGCUCUUAGUGAAAAGGUUGAGAGGAGACGCCCUAGAUGGUUCAAGCUAAACCCACCCAGAGGUGCUGGCUUGGAUGUAAUACCAGAUUGUUGACUGUCGGGGACAGGUUUUCUAUGUAAAAAGAUAUUACUGUAUUUUGUUGACCAACCAAUUACAACAUCUACAAAACGUUUAGUCUCUUCGAG